AAGUAACACUAUUCCAGAGGCUUCAGCAUCAUGGUAUUUAUGAUGGAGAAAACAUCAGGUUUCUACCAGCUCACACUUAUUUGUUCUGGGUUCUGUCUUGUUUAUGCCCUGGUUAAAAUCAUCCAACUGUAUUACGGCAGACAAAAGCAGCUUAAAGCUUAUAAAAAUUUCCCAGGCCCUCCUGCUCACUGGCUGUAUGGCAACAUCCAUCAGAUACCCAGCGAAAGAGAAGAACUGAAGUUGAUGUCGGAGUGGGCUGAAAUAUAUCCUUAUGCUUUCCCCAGAUGGUUUGGGGCAUUUGUUUCUUCUAUAGUUACCAGUCACCCAGAGUAUGCCAAAACUUUGUUUGCCAGAGGAGAUCCAAAGCCUGAAUUCAUCUAUGCACCUUUGAUUCCUUGGAUUGGAAAAGGACUGCUUGUCUCAAGUGGCUCAAAAUGGCGUCAGCACAGACGGUUGUUAACACCUGCUUUUCACUAUAAUAUUUUGAAACCCUAUGUGGCGUUAAUUGCAGAUUCAACCAAAGUUAUGCUGGAUAAAUGGGAGAAGCUGAUUGCAAAGGAGCCCAUGAAGUCUUUGGAGAUGUUUGAGCAUGUUAGUUUAAUGACUCUUGACAGCAUCAUGAAAUGUGCAUUCAGUUACCGGAGCAACUGCCAAAUUGACAGAGAUCUGGAUUAUUAUGUCCAAGCUGUGUCUGACUUAACUCUUCUAUUGUUUCGGAGAGUAAUCUCUACUAUACUUCGGAGUGAUUUCCUAUAUUCAUGUACCCCAUCAGGACGGCAAUUUAAACAGGCCUGUAGAUUGGCACAUCAACAUACAGAAAAAGUAAUUGAGGAGAGAAAGAAUUCACUACAGAAUGAAAGAGAGCUUGAAAAGAUCCAAAAGAAGCGACAUUUGGAUUUUUUAGACAUUCUUCUUUGUGCCAAAUAUGAAGAUGGAACUGGAUUAUCUGAUGAAGAUCUCCGUGCUGAAGUGGACACUUUCAUGUUUGCUGGCCAUGAUACAACAGCCACUGGUAUCUCUUGGACAUUAUAUGCCAUGGCUAAGCAUCCAGAACACCAGCAGAAAUGCAGAGAAGAAAUCAAGGAAAUCCUGGGGGAUCGUGAAGACAUUCACUGGGAUGAUCUUGGUAAGAUGACUUAUACCACAAUGUGCAUAAAAGAAAGUUUCCGUAUAUACUCUCCAGUUCCAUCGGUGUCCCGAAAGCUCAGCAAACCUAUUACUUUUUUUGAUGGACGCACUUUGCCUGAAGGUAUUGUAGUUACAGUUGACAUUUACUCUCUUCAUAAAAACCCCAGAGUAUGGCAAGAUCCUUUUGAAUUUGAUCCUAUGAGGUUUUCAGCAGAGAACUCCUCCAAAAGGCAUUCUCAUGCAUUUAUUCCUUUUGCAGCUGGGUCAAGGAAUUGCAUUGGACAGCAAUUUGCUAUGAAUGAACUAAAAAUAGCACUUGCUCUGACACUCCUUCGCUUUGAAAUAAUGCUGGAUGCAGAAAAACCUCCUAUUGUAGUCCCUCAGGUUGUCCUUAAAUCUGAAAAUGGAAUACACCUCAUUUUAAAGAAGCUCAGCUGAUUCUGAAAAACUCUUACAGGAUUUGGUACCAAGAAGACUGUAAGAUGAAGAUGGGGCAUUAGAGACCACACAAAAACAUAAAGAGGUGUCUAAUUCAUACUGUAGCUUUUCUGUCAUGUGAAAUCCCUUCUACUCUGUGGACACUAGAAAACCUUUCUCUAUUUUGUUUUUUACCUUAAUUACUUGUAAAUUCUGAAAAAAAACAUAUCCUUCAUUAUUUGUCAGAGGAAUGCAUCAUAACCUAACGGUCAAGGAGUCAUGGAUUUCUCUAUCUCAGAAUAUAAAAUGUUGCCUGGAAAAUUCCACUAAUAAGUCACACCUUAAUAUUUUCAUACCCUAAUUGUCCAAUAGCAUCUUAACUGAAGGACACAAGCCUUUAAUCUCUGAUUAA
This is a messenger RNA of Candoia aspera, 1957 nucleotides long. Its product is annotated as cytochrome P450 4A4-like. The record is from RefSeq and is a predicted model, not a curated record. Bases 31 to 1566 code for a protein of 511 amino acids. Gene Ontology annotation, molecular function: iron ion binding; heme binding; oxidoreductase activity, acting on paired donors, with incorporation or reduction of molecular oxygen. The transcript has 12 exons. NCBI's taxonomy places the organism in Eukaryota, Metazoa, Chordata, Lepidosauria, Squamata, Candoiidae.